AUCUAUUAUUUUGCCAUAGGACAAUAACUGUGUUCUGUCAAACCACGUCAAUGAUUUCAUGUAUUGCUGUGUUGGAUGUCCUCCACAUUUUAGGCUGGUGAUCAACAGUCUGCUCAGGCAACUAUUGAUGAAUCAGACAUGAUUGGACUCCCUCAGUCUACCCCCAUAAAGAGCCGGGACACCAGUGUAAUAAGCCCACAUCUACGAGCAUAUCCUCAAUCCUAACAUUAUCCCUUACAAGUCCAGAACAAGCUGUGGUUAGACCACGUACCCAGCAUUCUCUAUCUGGCCAAUACAUGGCCCGCCAUCCAACAUGGAAACUUUCAGAGGAAUUGGGUGCUACAUCAGCAUCUUGCCCUCCCCCUCAUGCUGCUCCUGUAAUCUUUUCACAAGAAGAAGAGGAUUCUCUUCAUGAAAUGAGUACAAGUUUUGGAGAAUGGCGACUAGACGACCCUAAGGACGACAGCUACAAGCCACUAAGUGACACCUCCCCAUCCAACCCAUCAGGCUCAGGCUCGGCCUCUACAUCCAGCCAUGGCUCAAAGAAUGGAUGGUCAGAGAGAAAGUGGAUAGUGGAUGAAUCGAGCAUAAUGCAAAUGUUCCAAACUUGCUGCCAUUGUGGAAUGGCCAUUGAACACCGGAAGUUGACCAAAAAUGGUAGCCAAUUAAAAAUACGAUGGACUUGCCUGCAAGGACACAAUGGGUUUUGGCAAUCCUGCCCAGACCAGAGGAAGAUGGGCCAAAACAAUUUACUCACCUCUGCCACAAUAUUAUUCACCGGAGCAACCUAUACAGAUAUAAGAGACUGGGCAUUUCUUCUAAACCUCCAAAUCCCUGGCAAAACUCAAUUCUACACCAUACAAUCAAAGUAUCUCAUCCCAGUCAUCAACCGUGCAUACCAAAACCAUCAGGGCUGCGUUAUUGAACGCCUAAAAAUCACUGGCACAGAAGAAAAAGUUGCCCUGGCUGGAGAUGCGCGGUGUGACAGCCCUGGUUUCAGUGCAAAAUAUUCCACGUACUCCUUCAUGGAUGAUGCCACAAAGGAGAUUCCACUUUGAAUUAGUUCAGGUUACGGAGACUACCAGCUCAGUAGCCAUGGAGGUGAUAGGAUUUCAAAGAGGCCUUGACCAUCUCCUGACCAUGGGUAUGGAUGUCGGUGUCGUCACAACCGAUAGAGCCCCUAUCUAUUAGAAAAAUUAUGAGGGAGACCUACAACAACAUCCGGCAUGAGUUUGAUGCGUGGCAUGUCAACAAAAGUGUCAAGAAGAAGCUAGUCACUGCAGCAAAUAAGAGGGAGAAUAAAGAGUUGCAGACCUGGCAUAAAUCUAGAAGUAAUCACUUGUACUGGUCCUGUAGCUCCAGUCACGGAGAUGGUGAGGAAUGUGUGCGUAGGUGGAAAUCCCUGCUCCAACACAUUGUUGGCGUACACAGAUGGGAGGAAGCCGGUGUACAACACACAUGCCAUCAUGCCCCUCUGACAGACAAUGAACAACAGAGGAAAAGGUGGAUGAAGGUGGAUUCUACGGAGCCCCCCGGGUGACAUGGGGAAAAAAAAACAUGGGUUAAAUUUUUUUUUUAAAAAAGUCAUGUGGGGA
Messenger RNA from Alosa alosa (allis shad), 1595 nucleotides. RefSeq lists its product as uncharacterized. The transcript has 7 exons. NCBI's taxonomy places the organism in Eukaryota, Metazoa, Chordata, Actinopteri, Clupeiformes, Clupeidae. The record is from RefSeq and is a predicted model, not a curated record. Bases 297 to 1058 code for a protein of 253 amino acids.